This is a messenger RNA of Racocetra persica, 135 nucleotides long. The record is from the annotation of a GenBank genome assembly. NCBI's taxonomy places the organism in Eukaryota, Fungi, Glomeromycota, Glomeromycetes, Diversisporales, Gigasporaceae.
GGGUAUUCUACCGUUGAAGAUCCAUCACAGGGAUUCUCAAGUUUCGGAAUAAAUGUUUCUCUUUUAUAUGAUCAUCAGCUACCCAUAGUUUUAAAACAAUGUUUAAAAGAUCAACAGUUUCAUACAUAUUUGUAA